AUGUUUGGCGACUACGAAGCCCAACGACAUUGGAUGGAGUUGACGAUACACCUACCCACUCGACAGUGGUAUACUUAUGACUUGCAAUACUGGGGUCUCGACUAUCCACCUUUGACUGCAUAUGCGUCAUGGCUCUGUGGUAUAGUUGGGUCAUGGAUAGAUCCCUCAUGGGUCGCUCUCGACGACUCGCGGGGCGUUGAGACCCCUGGCAGCAAAGUCUUCAUGCGCUCUAGCGUCCUUGCGUUGGACACCUUGAUAUAUGUCCCUGCACUCUUCAUGUUCACGAGGGUUUGGCAAGGCACCCGCUCGUCACGGACACAGAAUCUUGCUCUCCUGCUGCUGCUGUUCCAGCCCGCUCUUACCAUCAUCGAUUUCGGCCACUUUCAGUACAACUCUGUCAUGCUCGGAUUCACGCUGUUCUCUAUGAACUUCUUCGCGAUAGGACAAGAGCUCGUCGGCGCAGUAUUCUUCGUGCUCAGCCUAGGUUUCAAGCAAAUGGCUCUGUACUAUGCGCCCGCGAUCGGAACGUAUCUCCUCGCCAAAUGCCUGUAUCUCGGGCCUACCGAAGGCACCAAAUUGUUCAUUCGUUUAGGUAUCGUUACAAGCGCGUCGUUCGUUAUCCUCUUCCUCCCCUGGCUACCCCCCUUCGCUCCCCUCCGCGCCAUCCUCAAUCCCAUCACUCGCAUAUUCCCAUUCAACCGCGGUCUCUUCGAAGACAAGGUCGCAAACUUCUGGUGCGCGACCAACGUCGUCCUCAAAUGGAGACUAUGGGCCACGCAAAGCGUUUUAGUCAAGCUUUCGACGGCCCUGACUGCUCUAGGUUUCUUGCCUGCUGUUGCUACCCUCCUCUUCAGCGGGUAUAGGCUCCGCGUAUGGUCUACAACUGAGGCGCCCGCAGAAUCUGACAAGAAAGCUGACAAGAAAGACGAUGACAAGGCCCCUGUGACGCCUGCUACCCCCGCUGCCCCAACGCCAAUUUUGCCACUACUACCCUACGCCCUCCUCACGUCCUCGCUGUCCUUCUUCCUGUUCUCAUUCCAAGUGCAUGAGAAGACGAUCCUGGUUCCGCUUCUCCCUAUGACGCUGCUCCUGUCCGGCUCGUCGCCGGACGAGCAGACGUUCGAACUGGGCAUGCUAAUGAACAAUGUUGCUAUGUUCAGUAUGUGGCCGCUUCUCAAGCGUGACGGUCAAGGCAUCCAAUAUGUUGCCCUUCUUAUCCUCUGGAACAAACUGAUCGGUUACAACCCUUUCCGCGCCGCCCGCUCCUCUUACCUCAAGCUCCUUUCCUUAGCCGUCUACGCAGCAUGUUUCGCCGUUCAUCUCGCAGAACUCUUCAUCUCCCCUCCCGCCCGCCUUCCCGAUAUCUUCCCCGUCCUCAACGUCCUCGUUAGUACGCCCGUCUUCGCGCUCGUCUGGCUCUGGAGCAUCAAGCGCGGCGUCGAAGUCAGCUGGGCCAUCGGCGGUCUCGGAUCCCGCUCCAAGGCUCCUGCCUCGUCGCAUAAGAGGCCUCUUCCUGCAUCCGCGUCUUCCCUGCCGCUCCCCGCGGACAGGCAAUCGGAGCAGCACUGGUCUCCCGACGGAGCUACGGCGCUGCGGGCUGGGGGGUUGCGGACAAUGAGUCUGGGAUAUGCACAGGCGCGGCAGAGGAAGGCGCUUGGGCGCAGUGGGAGCGUCGAUAUCCAUUGA
This is a messenger RNA of Dichomitus squalens LYAD-421 SS1, 1686 nucleotides long. Its product is annotated as glucosyltransferase. Gene Ontology annotation, biological process: protein N-linked glycosylation. Gene Ontology annotation, cellular component: endoplasmic reticulum membrane. The record is from RefSeq and is a predicted model, not a curated record. Gene Ontology annotation, molecular function: dolichyl pyrophosphate Man9GlcNAc2 alpha-1,3-glucosyltransferase activity. The transcript is spliced from 7 exons. Lineage: Eukaryota; Fungi; Basidiomycota; Agaricomycetes; Polyporales; Polyporaceae. Bases 1 to 1686 code for a protein of 561 amino acids.